CAAAAGUCAAUGUCAAAUCCAAUCUAAAAAGUUACUGUUUUCGACAUGUAAACAAAGGUUAACAAAACAAUAAUAAAAAUGCAGAAAGAAGUUGAUCAAGCUAUUAUAAUUGAUACUAUUCAGAAGAACAUUAUAAAUUUCUGUAAAGGUUUAUCACCGCAUGUGGAAAAAUGUGUUAAUUUGUUAGAUGAAACUACAAAACCAGUGCAGGCUUUAGGAAAUUAUUCCGAACAGUUAAGACACGUGGAACGGGCAAACAUUAAAUACAUAGAUGGAUUUAAAUCACUUCAAGAGUCGCUUAUGUUUAAAAUAUGUUCAGAAAUUGAAGACGAAUUGGUUUUAAUAAAAGGACUUUUAAAUCGAUUGAAUGUAGCAAAUCAAGACAUGAAAAACAAAUUAGUAAUUUUAGAAAAGUCAACGGCGGAUUUAGACUGGGAAGCAGAAAGCGAUCUUGUAACAGGGUCGGCCUUUCAGCCACCUUUAUCUAGAAUUCUACAAGAUGGUUACGAAUUCGUAAGGCAUUUUUGCGAUAUCUACAAAUCGAUUAGUGAUAGUUUUAAAACUUUAAAAGUGAGAAACGAGGAAUCUAUGAAAGAUUUUGAAAAUAAGUUCAAAGUGAAGGUUAGGAAUAAACUUGUUACUGGAUAUUUAGCUGUACUUCAGUAUGUGUAUUAAUUUUUUAAAUAAAUAUUUUA
Molecule: messenger RNA, 695 nt
Organism: Psylliodes chrysocephalus
Lineage: Eukaryota; Metazoa; Arthropoda; Insecta; Coleoptera; Chrysomelidae
Source: the annotation of a GenBank genome assembly